Syngnathus acus (greater pipefish) is the source of this 1843-nucleotide messenger RNA. RefSeq names its product phosphoglycerate dehydrogenase (gene phgdh). Gene Ontology annotation, biological process: L-serine biosynthetic process. The record is from RefSeq and is a predicted model, not a curated record. Gene Ontology annotation, molecular function: NAD binding; phosphoglycerate dehydrogenase activity. The coding region runs from base 169 to 1758 and encodes 529 amino acids. The transcript has 13 exons. Lineage: Eukaryota; Metazoa; Chordata; Actinopteri; Syngnathiformes; Syngnathidae.
UCCACUCCCGCAUGGCCAUUCAUAAGCUCCGAGCAACUUCCCGUGGCCAUCAUCAGUCGUCGCCGGAGCCUUCUUUUCGCACUCCUCCUCCAGGACUAGUUGCUCAUUCAUCAGCAACCCUGCCUGCACGAGAGACUUUCUUCUUACACAACACACAAGCCCCCUAAAAUGGCCCCCAUCUCCAUUAAGAGCGUUCUCAUCAGCGAAAGCGUGGAUCCUCGCUGCAAGAGCAUCCUGGAAGAAAAUGGCAUCCGGGUAACGGAGAAGCACAAUAUGAAAAAGGAGGAAUUGAUCGCCGAAAUCAAGAACUACGACGGUCUGGUGGUGAGAUCCGCUACCAAGGUGACAGCUGACGUCAUCAACGCCGCAGCCAAUCUCAAAAUCAUCGGGAGAGCCGGAACCGGUGUGGACAACAUUGAUGUUGACGCCGCCACCAAAAUGGGCAUCAUUGUCAUGAACACGCCGAGCGGCAACACCAUCAGUGCGGCUGAGCUGACCUGCGCCCUUCUGAUGAGCCUCUCAAGAAAUGUGCCUCAAGCUGCAAUGUCCAUGCGAGCCGGCAACUGGGAUCGCAAAAAGUUCAUGGGCUCGGAGCUGUACGGCAAAGUGCUUGGAAUAGUUGGACUUGGAAGAAUAGGAAAGGAGGUGGCCAAUAGAAUGCAGGCGUUUGGCAUGAAGACUAUCGGCUACGACCCAAUCACUCCAGUUGAGGUGUCGGCCACUUGGGGGGUGGAGCAAAUGUCCCUGGAGCAACUUUGGCCUCUCUGUGAUUACAUCACAGUCCACACGCCAUUAAUGCCCUCCACUGUUGGUCUACUCAGUGACGAAAGCUUUGCCAAAUGCAAGAGAGGCGUCAAAGUGGUGAACUGCGCACGUGGUGGCAUCAUCGACGAAGCUGCCCUCCUCCGAGCUUUGGAGUCCGGACAGUGUGGAGGAGCCGGCCUUGAUGUCUUUGUGGAGGAGCCCCCGCAGGACCGUUCGCUGGUCAACCAUCCCAAUGUGAUCUGCUGUCCGCAUCUGGGCGCCAGCACCAAGGAAGCCCAGGCGCGGUGCGGCCAGGACAUUGCUCUGCAGAUCGUCGAUAUGGUGAAGGGCAACAAGCUGGUGGGAGCAGUAAACGCACAAGUUUUGGCGAGCACUUUCUCUCCGGACUCUUCUCCACUGAUCAAACUUGGCGAGGCCAUCGGAGCUGUGCUGCAGUCCUGUAGCGUGUCAAAGAAUCCGCUGAGCCAUGUACAGAUCACAUCUCAAGGAGAUGGCAUGAAGUCAUCAGCCAGUUACAUGACGGCCGCUGUGCUGGUCGGCCUGCUUAACGGCAAAUCGGACUCUUGCCCAAAUCUCAUCAAUGUAUUGAGUCUAGCUGAGGAAUCUGGAAUCACGGUGAACCAAAACCACAGCGCGUCGGACGAGGCUUCUCCCGGCACAUGCUUGGUGGAGAUCGUGACCGACGGCUUCCGUUACAAAGCGACCGGCACCGUUCAAGGUGGCCGACCGGUCCUACUGGAGCUGAGCGGCAGUGUGUUCAGACAGCCGGUGUCGCUCGCUGGCAAUUUACUGUUCUUCAAGGCUUCGCCAAGUCCUCAGCUGCUUUCAUCGUUGGUUGGCCUGCUAGCCGCAGAGGGAGUGCAAAUUGAAUCUUUCAGUGCUCCUGCAGAGUGCUCCGGUGCGAGUUGGUACUGCGUGGGGGUGUCUUCUCUCCUGCGAGAUCUCUGUGCCUUGAAGUCGUUGGUUCAGGAGGCGGCACAACUCAGUGCUUGAAGCAAGACUUGUCUUAUUGAUCAAUCUUUGCCUUAGCAUUUACAACUAACAACAUUUACAGAGCCGUUUCCAGUUCCAUUCCAGU